Molecule: messenger RNA, 3130 nt
Organism: Struthio camelus australis
Lineage: Eukaryota; Metazoa; Chordata; Aves; Struthioniformes; Struthionidae
Gene: NFE2L2
Product: NFE2 like bZIP transcription factor 2
Biological process (GO): regulation of transcription by RNA polymerase II; cellular response to oxidative stress
Cellular component (GO): nucleus
Molecular function (GO): DNA-binding transcription factor activity, RNA polymerase II-specific; RNA polymerase II cis-regulatory region sequence-specific DNA binding
Source: RefSeq, a predicted model, not a curated record
UAAAUACAUUGCUUUAUAAACGUCCAAGAGAUCAGUUCAUUUUUCAGAUAACAGACCAAGUCAUUAACUAAAAAUAAAUGUUUAACAGACUGCACUGAGUUGCUUUGGAUUUAAAGUUUCUUGAUUUUCUGUAAUAUACUCACAAACUGGAUAGGCUUCUCUUCUUCCUCUCCUCCUCUACCCCCAAAUAUUGAAGGUUUGUUAAGCAUCUUGACAUGCACGGAAAAUUUUUACUGUUUAUGGAUGGAAGAGGACAUGAACUUGAUUGACAUCCUUUGGAGGCAAGAUAUAGACCUUGGGGCAAGGCGUGAAGUUUUUGAUUUUAGUCAACGGCAAAAGGAGUAUGAACUUGAGAAACAGAAGAAACUUGAAAAGGAAAGACAAGAGCAGCUCCAAAAAGAGCAGGAGAAAGCCUUGCUGGCUCAGCUGCAGUUAGACGAAGAAACAGGUGAAUUUGUUCCAAUUCAGCCAGCUCAGCGUGUUGAGUCACAAAAUACUGAGCCACCAAGCAGUUUUUCACAGAACACACAUACUUCAAAACCAGAAACAGAAGCCUUGUCCUUUGAUGACUGCAUGCAGCUCUUGGCAGAAGCGUUCCCGUUUAUAGAUGACAAUGAGGUUUCGUCUGCUGCCUUUCAGUCACUGGUUCCUGCUCAGAUGGAUAGUAACCAAAUCUUCAUGUCUUCUAAUCAAACUCAGCCACCUGAAUCACCUGUUUUAGUUCCACUUACUGAUGCAGAGAAUAUGCAGAACAUAGAGCAAGUUUGGGAAGAAUUAUUGUCCCUUCCAGAGUUACAGUGUCUUAACAUUGAAAAUGAUAACCUGGCUGAGGUAAGCACAAUCACAAGCCCUGAAACGAAGCCAACAGAGAUGCACAACAGCUAUAAUUACUACAACUCUUUAUCCAUGAUGAGAAAAGAUGUUAACUGUGGUCCAGAUUUCCUGAAUAGUAUUGAGGGUCCUUUUUCCAGCAUUUUGCUACCAGAAGACACCAGCCAGCUGAGUGGGAACUCUUUAAAUAGCACGUCCACUUCAGGCUCUGAUUUCUGUGAGGAUUUCUAUGCCACCUUCAUUGAUACAAAGGCAGACAGUGACACUGCCACGACAAACACUAUCAGUCAGUCACUUGCAGAUAUUCUAAGUGAACCUAUUGAUCUUUCUGAUUUCUCGCUGUGUAAAGCUUUUAAUGGUGACCACUCAGGAACUGUACCAGAAUGUAACGAUUCUGACUCUGGUAUUUCAUUGAAUGCAAGUUCUAGUGUAGCAUCGCCUGAGCACUCUGUUGAGUCAUCGGUGUAUGGAGAUAAGACUUUUGGUUGUAGUGAUUCUGAAAUGGAAGACAUGGACAGCGCUCCUGGAAGCGUGCCUCAGAGCAAUGCAAACAUGUAUUCAUUGCAAUUUCACGAUCAUGUGCUUUCUUCCUUGGGGCCAAGCACUCAAACCCCUAGUUUGCAGCGUGCAAACACACCAAAGAAAGAACCACCUGCCAGUCCAGGCCACCCUAAAGCUCCAUUCACAAAAGAUAAACCUUCCAGCCGCCUUGAAGCUCAUCUCACAAGAGAUGAGCAAAGAGCAAAAGCUCUGCAGAUCCCUUUCCCUGUGGAAAAAAUCAUCAAUCUCCCUGUUGAUGACUUCAAUGAAAUGAUGUCUAAGGAGCAGUUCAGUGAAGCCCAGCUUGCACUUAUUCGAGAUAUACGCAGGAGAGGCAAGAAUAAAGUGGCUGCGCAAAACUGCCGUAAAAGAAAACUGGAUAUUAUAGUGGAACUGGAGCAAGAUUUGAGUAACCUAAAAGAUGAGAAAGAGAAAUUGCUUAAAGAAAAAGGAGAGAAUGACAAAAGCCUUUGUCAAAUGAAAAAGCAACUUACCACCUUAUAUCUUGAGGUUUUCAGCAUGCUACGUGAUGAAGAUGGAAAGUCUUACUCUCCUACUGAAUAUUCACUGCAGCAAACUAGAGAUGGUAAUGUCUUUCUUGUUCCUAAAAGCAAAAAGUCAGAGACUAAAUUCUGAAGGGCAGCACAGCUGGCUAGUGUUCGUCAAGUUAUUUUUGUACCAUUAUCCAGGCAGAUUUUACUGUGAGGUGGAAUGCAGAAUUAGGUAGUAUUUUUCAAAUCAUUCUAUGCAACAGUAAUUCUAAAGUUAAUAACUAGUUUAUGGAAGAUGCAGGUUUAAAACUAAUAGUGUAAUGCAGAUGUAUGUAUGCAAAAUUUGUAAUCUCACUUUUAUAACAGACGUUUCCUUCUUAUAGUACCACUUUGACUAGUUUCCAUAUACAUGUAAAUAUUUAAAGAUACCAUAUUUAUAUACUGUUCCUAUCUCUUGUUAUAUUCAUAGAUUUGAGAUAUAUAUAUAUAUAUAUAUAUAAAUGAUUUUAGCCUUCUAAAUAUAAUUUCUUGCAAGACAAACAGUAUGGCUUCUGAUACCUUUUUUUAUAAAUAUGCAAUAAUGUUUAUCUCCCGUUUUUCUUAUAUUUUUAUACUUGCUUUAUAUUUAAUAUAUAAUUUAGGAUAAAAGUUGACAAAGUAUGAUCUUGAUUUGUUUUAAAGUUCAUUAAAUUUUUUUUAAACUGUACUUCAUACACAUUUAUUUCCCUAAAGUAGGUUGUUUGCUGAUUCAGACAUCCUCACUAAUUUUCCAAGGACAAGUCUUCAUGCAACAAAUAUGCUAAUAAUCAGAGAUGUAUCACACAGCAUCGUCAGCAUUAUUGCUCCUUAGUUCAUCAUAAUUUUAACUGCCUUUGGAAGGACAGCGUAACACAAAUUUAAGUAAGUUUCAAGUCUAUGCUAAGUUUACAUAACAAUUUUUGUUUUACUCUUUGAGCACUACUUAAACUCAUGAUGGGAUCUUUUCUCCAAAGGCAUUUAAAAUCUGUUAAUUAAAACAUCAGCAGCACCAUGCAUUUUUUCCAACUAAAAAUUCUGUGUACUUCUCACUAAUUGUUCCAGAAAUGCACUAUGCAUCUCUGAUCAAUGAGCAUCAUUUGUCACUGCUAUUACUUUUGAGGUUAUAGAAGAAGACGACAUACUGUCAACUAACUGCACGAUCUGGGACCUGUGCUCAAUUAAUUGAAAAGCGUUGCAGAAUUUGAAAUUAUGAUUUGUAAGAGAAUAAAAAUUGGGGCAAAUAAAUAGAA